CACUGGCUGGAUCCAUCUUUUAUAUGCAGCAUGAUACAGGCAGCCUGACUGGGUCAAAGUUGCAAAGUACUGCAGAUUCAGAGCAGAGAAGAAGCGCUAAACCAUUUCUGGACGUAGCUGAUACAGACAAAGCCUAAAUGGAUCUAACCGAACAGAUCAACCAGUUGGAGGCAGACUUGCAGGAGCUGGGGUCCCUCUUGGAGAAGGCAGAGAGGAAUAGAGUGCAGGAGCUGUUGAAACAGGAGCAGAAGAAGGUGGAGAAGGAGCUCGCAAGCAAACGACAACAGAAGGAGCAACAAGCCAGGAGAGAGGCAGACCCAACCGCUGCCUCUAAAGCAACAUACACAGUCAAGAUCACGAGCUAUGCCUGGGACCAGUCUGACAAAUUUGUCAAAAUUUACCUUGCAUUGAAGGAUGUGCACAAAAUUCCAUCAGAAAAUGUGGAAGUAAACUUUACAGAAAGGUCAUUAUCUGUGCUGGUGAAGGAUCUAGAUGGCAAAAACCAUCAGAUGACAAUUCUCAACCUGUUAUAUCCGAUUGAUGAAAAGGACAGCUGCAAAAAGAUAAAAACAGACAUGGUCUUGGUCAUGUGCAAGAAGCAGACGACAAAGAAGUGGGACUGCCUAACAACCGUGGAAAAGCAGUCCAAAGAGAAAGACAAGCCCAGCAUGGAUGAGAACGCAGACCCGAGCGAGGGCCUGAUGAGCAUGCUGAAGAAGAUCUACGCAGAGGGAGACGACGAAAUGAAGAGAACCAUCAACAAAGCCUGGUCAGAGUCCCAAGAGAAGAAAAUACGAGGAGAAGACAUGAUGGACUUGUAAAUGUUGCCGCUUUUUUCCACAGCAGGACCAAAUGAGAGCUACGAGGGCCGCAGCAGGCUGUUCAAUACUGAAGCCCAAGUGUACAAAGCUCACGAAAGAUGGAAUAAUAUUUAAGCCCUGGCUGGCCUCAUUUUGGCCCUGCUUUGAAAACCAGGCUACCGAUGUUCUAUGAGUCACGCCUAGCCGCAGAUCUCUUAAUAACUUGUAAGGAAAAUGUCCAACACGAGGCCGCCGUCCAGCAGAGGGCGACCUCGACACGACGAGUCAUCAACACGGCUUCAUCAUGGUCGGCGUUAGAUUCCAACACUCAGGAGCAGAUCGUGUGCCGAGUGACAUCUGUGUCCCUGUUGGCAUUUCCCAUCACCUCCAGCAGUUGUUCAUGCCUUCCUGCAGGCUUGGAAUCUAAAUGUUUCAUUACUUUUUCCUGGUGACGAUAUAAAGGACCACAAUGCAGUUAGUUUCGUAGCUCUAGUUGUUGUUUUUCGUUUCAGGCUUCAAUCUCCGUCAGUCUUUGCGGUUUAGAUUAGACCAGAGUACAUGUAAUUAGUAAACAUUGUUCCUGUGUGGAUUCAACGCAGCUGAACCCAGCUGAUAUUUAAGAUGUUUUCAAGCGUACACGCCGUUGCCAAAGCCGAUUCCUGUUAACGAACACAACCAGAGGGCUCUUUUUACUUUUUAAAAUGUCACAUCAGCCUUUUUUUUUUCUCUCAUUCCAUAAAUAGAUCAGAAUGAUAGCAGCGGUUGUAAUCUUGCAUCAGUGCAGUGCAAUAAUUUACAGUAGAGCAUGCAUCUGUGUUUCAGAUCUUUAAUGUAUUCUGCUCAUUCCUGCUGCAAAAUGUAGCCUUCUCAGAAAAAAAAACUAAACUUAUUGUAACUUCCUGUCGUGUGUUUCCUCCUGUCAUGUCUAUGUAGCACUGUUCACAUUGUACCUUUCAUUCCAACAUUGUGAAAUGUAUGUUUUCUUUUUUUAAAUCAUUUUAUUGGGGCUAUUGUUGAACUAAUUGUUGCCUGUCCUCAGGUUGUUAAUGCACUUCCAACAAAUAUAACUGUGGAUCUGAA
This is a messenger RNA of Stegastes partitus (bicolor damselfish), 1880 nucleotides long. It is a transcript of the gene cacybp, whose product is annotated as calcyclin binding protein. Gene Ontology annotation, cellular component: nucleus. Gene Ontology annotation, biological process: heart development. The record is from RefSeq and is a predicted model, not a curated record. Bases 138 to 821 code for a protein of 227 amino acids. Gene Ontology annotation, molecular function: tubulin binding; ubiquitin protein ligase binding; S100 protein binding. The transcript is spliced from 6 exons. NCBI's taxonomy places the organism in Eukaryota, Metazoa, Chordata, Actinopteri, Pomacentridae.